This is a messenger RNA of Peronospora farinosa, 894 nucleotides long. Lineage: Eukaryota; Oomycota; Peronosporomycetes; Peronosporales; Peronosporaceae. The record is from the annotation of a GenBank genome assembly.
AUGACGGCGACGAUAUGCAUAGGAGGGUUCUGUAUCCCGAUAUAUGCGCUGGUUCCGUUCGCACUCAUGAUGCUUCAAGGCCUCUGGAAUUGGUUUCACAAGAACGUUCUCGGCCACAAUAAUGACACGAUCCCCGAGAAUAGUCGUGUGAUCCAUGUAACGUCGGAGCAGCAGUUUCAAGAGCUCAUUGACAAGGGCAAAAGAACGAACCGUUCGCUUGUUGUAGACUUUUCAGCUACUUGGUGUGGUCCAUGCCGUCAUAUUAGUCCCGUGUUUCAUGAGUUAAGUGCCACAUAUCCAUGCACGAUCUUUUUAAAAGUGGACGUGGAUGAGCUGAAGGUUGUGGCCAAGAGCUGCAAUGUAACGGCCAUGCCGACGUUUCAGUUUUACCGUAAUGGUGUCAAGUGUGAUGAGAUGCGCGGUGCAGAUAAGAACGGACUGGAGACGCGUAUCCAAAAGCAUUAUGUGGAGGUGGAACUGACUGAGGAUGAAAAGUUGAUCGUGAAGGAGACUGAUCUCGUUGGAGAGAAGGUGGCGACUGUCGGACUCCGCCAGCGCAAGCCACAGGUGGUGACGGUGACGUCGGAAAUGCAGUGGAAGCAGCUCAUUCAGCAGAAUCAGGAAUCAAACAAAGCGUUGGUGGUAGACUUCUGGGCUACGUGGUGCAAGCCGUGCGUCGAGAUUGCUCCAUUUUUUGAGAAACUGAGUGGCCGGUUUCCUGCUGCAGUAUUUGCGCGCGUGGACGUCGAUGAACUCGAGAGCGUGACAAAUGAGUUCGAUGUAUCAUCGUUACCUUCUUUUAAGGUGUUCAAGGGUGGCGUGGUGGUGGAGGAGCUUAGUGGAGCCAUUAAGAGUGCUUUAAAGAGCAUUGUCGCAAAGCACGCGACGAAUUAA